This is a messenger RNA of Cuscuta epithymum, 2574 nucleotides long. NCBI's taxonomy places the organism in Eukaryota, Viridiplantae, Streptophyta, Magnoliopsida, Solanales, Convolvulaceae. The record is from the annotation of a GenBank genome assembly.
GUUUGUUCGGGCACCACCUGAAACUAAGCUCUCAAACCUUCUUUUUUUCAAAAAACAAAUAUUCAAACCAGACGCUUGUAAACAACCAUAUCACCCACUGUCCAAUCUUGGAAUUUAAUGUCUUUUAGAUUCAGAGAAAACCCCUUUCUUUCCUUUAACUAAAAGUCUAUCUUUCCUCAAUAACAAGAAUAACUUCCUGAUCGGCUAUGUCUGUGGCUUGAAGAAUCAUUUUCCUUUCAAGAAUCAAAUAUGGUGCAAAGAAAGGUUCUUGGUCAGCUUGGUUUCCAAGCUGAUCAUCACAUAGUAAAGGUUCCCAACCUAGAAGCAUCUUAUUUGCAGAAACACCAAGAUGGGAAGAACAGCAGAGGAACAGACCUGAAGAAGAAGAUGAUGAAGAAGAAAUCUGGCAAAAUAAAGCAUCCUGAGUUUGAAAACAGCCGGGCCCGCCCAAGAAAACCGCCAAACAGUCCAAAUAAGGCUUCUUCUCCAUCAAACUCGACCCCAAAUUAUAUGAAAUCUACCAGCAGUUCAGAUGCAAGAAAAGAAAAGUCUGUUGUAAGUUCCAGAACCUCCCAAUCUGUUUCUUCUUCUAAUUCCAAGACCCUUUCAAUAACUACUUCAGCUAGUAGUAGUAGUAGUACAAGUUUGAAACAUGUAAAAAAAUCUCCUAGUUUUAAGCCUGCAAGAGUUUGUUCUUCCAAGAAAUGUUCCCAGAGAGCUACUUGCUCUUCAACUUUGAAGGACUCAAAAUUUCCGUGUUACCUGGAACUUAAUCCUGGUGGUAUUACUUCUGCCAUGAAGGUCUGCCCUUAUACUUACUGCUCUCUUAACGGCCAUCAUCACCUUCAAUUUCCCCCAUUGAAGAGCUUCUUGUCUGCAAGGAGACGGUCAUUGAAAACACAGAGGAGCUUGAAAAUAGGGUGUCUAUCUCCCAGUCCAGCAAGGCCUACCGGAUUGAGCCUUGACGGAGAUGGUCCAGAUCAGAAACAAGAGACUGAAGAGAGCUUGGACUUUACCAUUGAAAUAUACUGCAAAGAAAGGGAAGAAACGGAACAGAAUCAUGCCCCCACAAGUUCACUUCAUGAAGAGGUACAGGAGAACAAAGAUCCGUUCCCUGUAAGAGAUUAUUCAGGUGCAGAAGAAUCAGAUAUGGACUGGGAGGGCAUUGUAGGUUCAUUAAAUCAUAAUGAAGAACCUGAUUGUGAGGAACACUGUUCGGAUAUGAAAUCCAGCGAAGUUGUCCUGGAUGAGUCCAGCUCUGAUGAAAUUGUUGCAGAAAACAUGGUGCAAGAAUCAUUUGAUGAUACAGGAAGCAUAAAAUCUGGAGCAUGUUUAAGUGAUGAAGAAACAGAUUCCCCCAUUUCUUGUCCAGGGCCUGUUUUCAAUAUCUGUGAUCAUCAACCAGACACUCACAGUGGUAAUGAUGAUGAUGAUGAGAAUGAAACCACUCAAAAACACCACCAUAUUUCUGAUAAGCUAACAGAAGAGGAGGAAAUCCAUUCAGUUUUUCAUGAGAAAAGCAUUAUUCUCCAAGAAGAUGAUGAGAUUCCAGUUCAAGAAUAUCAUCAAGAAUCUACUGAUUUGGAUGAAAAUAAUACUAUGCCUAAUAUGUGUGGUGAUAUUGCUACUAUGGAUGGGGUAUUUGGUGAAAAAAAUCCAACACAUUCUGUAAAUAAAAACAAUGGCGACAUAUACUUAGAAAAACCGGGUAGUGAAUCAGAAGAAGCCUCUCAAGGGGGACUGAUUGAAACCAGUGAAGAUGGAAGCCUGAAGCCUCAAGAGAAAGGUUGUGAUCAAGAGACUUACAGUGUGGAGAAGGAACUGUCUUCUAAUGUAGAAACACAGAAGAUAGCAAAAGUAACUGAAAACCAAAAUGCAGAUAUUGAAGUUCUUCCCAGCUUGAGAAAAACAUCUAGACACCACAACAGGCUGAUUCAAGAGGAGGAAGAAAUGAGAGAUUUUAAUCCACGGGGACCAAAUUUUCUUCCAUUGAAGCCUGAUCCAGAAGCAGAAAGAGUUGAUCUCAAGCAUCAAAUGAUCGAGGAAAGAAAGAAUGCAGAGGAAUGGAUGAUUGAUUAUGCACUCCAACAAGCAGUGAGCAAGCUUGCUCCUGCACGCAGAAAGAAGGUGGCAUUCCUAGUUGAAGCUUUCGAAACAGUGUCACCAAUUCCCAAAUGUGAACCUCACCUUAGGCGAGGAACGAAACUAUUCCCUCCCAGAAGAUACAUCCAGGCUUGCAAUUGAUGAAAAAUAAAAUCUCAGACAAAGAACGAUCUCCAUGUCAUGGUGAGGGGGGAGCCAGUGAAGAAUGCUCAUUCACAAAUAUGCAACCUUGCUCCCAACAUAUGGAGGAAAGCACAGGAAUUAGAAAGCUGCAUUCAGAGAUUCUAUGAUGUGUAACAACUGAAAGCAACUAACUGUGUUCUAAUUUCUUACAUUACUUGAUGCAGAGUGGGAAUAUAAAACAAUAAUACAAUAUUCCCUCAGUUUAUUGUGUAAUUUCUGGAUUGUGUGGAACUUUAAGCUAAUGAUAUAAUGAGAUCUGUUAUAACCGGUAGUGGUAGUAUAUCAUUA